This is a messenger RNA of Bipolaris zeicola 26-R-13, 204 nucleotides long. RefSeq lists its product as uncharacterized. Bases 1 to 204 code for a protein of 67 amino acids. Lineage: Eukaryota; Fungi; Ascomycota; Dothideomycetes; Pleosporales; Pleosporaceae. The record is from RefSeq and is a predicted model, not a curated record. The transcript has a single exon.
AUGCAAGCCACAUGCCAAGCGCAUUUGUCCCAAUUUCCCCGGAGUCCGAGCUCGCCAUCUAGCCGUAUCAGCCACCGCAAAACCUGGGGUCGUAUACUUCCACCACUCAACUCCAACAUGACAAGCCACACUUACGGUAUCUGGCAUCGCCGUUUAGUUUCGCCAAGGACGACACACCCAGCCGAUAUUCGCCAAGUUAAAUAG